This is a messenger RNA of Dissoconium aciculare CBS 342.82, 634 nucleotides long. RefSeq lists its product as uncharacterized. The coding region runs from base 1 to 303 and encodes 100 amino acids. The transcript has a single exon. Lineage: Eukaryota; Fungi; Ascomycota; Dothideomycetes; Mycosphaerellales; Dissoconiaceae. The record is from RefSeq and is a predicted model, not a curated record.
AUGGACCUUGAUAAUCUCAUAUCCACCGACCGUGCGGACAUAUUGACCGCACGGACCUGCGGACACUCGACCGACCAUACGGCCGCUUUCGACGGUGCGGCCACCUUCGACCGUGCGGCCGCCCUCGACCGUGCGACCAUCCUCGACCGUACAGCCACCCUCGACCGUACGGCCAUCCUCGACUACGGCCGCCUUCGACUGUGCUGCGGUCACCCUCGACUGUGCGGCCACCCUCGACUACGGCCGCCUUCGACUGUGCUGCGGACACCCUCGACCGUGCGGCCACCCUCGACCAUAUUUUGACCUUCCGGCAGCGUGAUCGUGCGGACAGCGUGGCCGCGCGGAUAACCUCGAUUAUCUUGUAUCCUUCGACCGCGCGAGCAUUUUGGCCGUACCGACAACCUAACUGUGCGGACAUUUUACCGUCCGCAGUCUUACUGCCGUGCGGUUGAUCCUUUCUUUACAGGAUUCGCGCAAGCAGAGGAAUUACGGUCAUUGGAAACUCUUGCCGGUAAGCAGCAUUCUACAAAAAUCGGACAAUCAAUAUUUCAUCGAUUGGGAACCCGAUCAAAGGACCGGACAGACGUAUAAGCCUUUGGGGCAGCCAAAACGACAACGAAGUCUUAUUCAUCAC